This is a messenger RNA of Humulus lupulus (European hop), 1109 nucleotides long. RefSeq names its product bifunctional dTDP-4-dehydrorhamnose 3,5-epimerase/dTDP-4-dehydrorhamnose reductase-like. Gene Ontology annotation, molecular function: methionine adenosyltransferase regulator activity. The record is from RefSeq and is a predicted model, not a curated record. Gene Ontology annotation, cellular component: methionine adenosyltransferase complex. The coding region runs from base 43 to 654 and encodes 203 amino acids. The transcript has a single exon. NCBI's taxonomy places the organism in Eukaryota, Viridiplantae, Streptophyta, Magnoliopsida, Rosales, Cannabaceae. Gene Ontology annotation, biological process: S-adenosylmethionine biosynthetic process.
AUACUGUCUGAACCUCCCUCAGCCUCGGCUCGGCGACGAUCAAUGGGUUUUCUAGCUAUGGACGGUCAAGAUAAGCCGAUCAAGUUCUUGAUCUACGGCCGUACUGGCUGGAUUGGCGGCCUUCUUAGUAAGAUCUGUAAAGAGCAAGGAAUCAACUUCGAGUACGACUCCGGCCGCCUCGAGGACCGCGCCUCGAUCGAAGCCGAUAUUGGCGCCGUUAAGCCGACUCAUGUGUUAAACGCCGUCGGCGUUACAGGCCGUCCCAACGUCGAUUGGUGUGAAUCGCAUAAGGUCGAGACCAUCCGUACUAACGUCGUCGGGACCUUGAACCUCGCCGACAUUACUCGGGAGCGAGGACUUCUUCUUCUCAACUACGCCACUGGAUGUAUAUUCGAGUACGAUUCUGCUCACCCGCUCGGGUCCGGUAUCAGAUUCAAGGAGGAGGAUAAGCCUAACUUCAUCGGAUCCUUCUACUCCAAUACUAAGGCCAUGGUGAGCAUUGUCACCUAUCAAAUUUUUAUUAUUUUUUGCUUUAAUUUACUAUUGAAUUAUAGUCAUGUAUUAGAUCUGGGAUUGUUCUUUUGGAUCUAUGCCAUUAUCUCAAAUUUUGGAUUAAAUCUGUGCUUUUUAAUUGUUAUGUGCUUGAUUUCAUGAUUCAAGUUCAUUUAGUUGACUAAGAUUGAAUCUGUUAAAGUUGGUGUGAAGAGAGUAAGAGUGUAGUUGACUUUAAAAGGUCAAAGAUCAAAGGUCAAAGGGUGUGUUUGGUAAAUUUUGGGAUGUUCUCUGUUUUGAGUGAGUGGUUAGGCACAUGGUUUGCCUAUAUAUUUGGUGAGUUUGAAGCAUUAUACUUGCUGCAGCACUGUGUUCUUCAGAGAGUACAAGAACACCGGACCAGGUGCGAGCAACGGUAGACGAGCUAAAUUCACCAAGUUACUAAUGUAUGACCAAGUGAAGCCUUAUAUUAGUCUUGGUUUUAUUAAGGGUUCAACCUGGUUGCUAGAAAAACAGGAAGAAUAUAAUGAUGAGGAUAAAAAUGAAAUAAACUUUAGGGAACUUUGAAAUAAUAUGAGUAUUAAGAAAUGUUACCUACCAAAAUAAUUUCAUUUCUA